This is a messenger RNA of Ricinus communis (castor bean), 2257 nucleotides long. RefSeq names its product probable alkaline/neutral invertase D. The transcript has 5 exons. The coding region runs from base 211 to 1869 and encodes 552 amino acids. Gene Ontology annotation, biological process: sucrose catabolic process. The record is from RefSeq and is a predicted model, not a curated record. Gene Ontology annotation, molecular function: endo-alpha-N-acetylgalactosaminidase activity; sucrose alpha-glucosidase activity. Lineage: Eukaryota; Viridiplantae; Streptophyta; Magnoliopsida; Malpighiales; Euphorbiaceae.
CAAGACAUGUUCUUUUUUUUCUCUCCUCUUCCGUUUUUUUUUCCGUGUCUCGUCGCCACCGUUUUCCGGCGACUUCGCUCUUUUGUUCCCGCCGGAGAAACUCUCUCCCCUGCCCUUUCUCUCUUUCUCUCUGUCUUUUCGCCAUUUUUAUCCUCUGCAAAGAAUCGAAGAGAUCAUUACCUUGUUCAAGAGUAGAAAAGAGAACAACAAAUGGAUAUGGGACUUAGGAACGUGAGCUCCACAUGCUCGAUUUCUGAAAUGGAUGAUUUCGACCUUUCUCGCCUUCUUGACAAGCCGAGGUUGAACAUAGAGAGGCAAAGAUCAUUUGAUGAGAGGUCAUUAAGUGAGCUCUCGAUUGGAUUGACAAGAGGCCACGAUAACUAUGAGAGCACAUAUUCGCCUGGAGGAAGGUCAGGGUUCGACACACCAGCCUCAUCAGCUCGUAACUCAUUUGAGCCCCAUCCUAUGGUAGCUGAUGCUUGGGAGGCAUUACGGAAGUCUAUAGUGUACUUCAGAGGCCAACCUGUUGGGACUAUUGCUGCAAUUGACCAUGCCUCUGAGGAGGUCUUGAACUAUGAUCAGGUUUUUGUACGAGAUUUUGUACCCAGCGCCCUGGCUUUUCUGAUGAACGGUGAGCCUGAGAUAGUUAAGAACUUCUUGUUGAAGACGCUACAUCUUCAAGGGUGGGAAAAGAGAAUAGAUAGAUUUAAGCUCGGGGAUGGGGUCAUGCCAGCUAGCUUUAAAGUUCUCCAUGAUCCUGUUCGAAAAACGGAUACUCUUAUUGCAGAUUUUGGUGAGAGUGCAAUUGGAAGAGUGGCUCCUGUUGACUCUGGUUUCUGGUGGAUCAUUCUGCUCCGAGCAUAUACCAAGUCUACAGGGGAUCAUUCUCUGGCAGAGACUCCUGAGUGCCAAAAAGGGAUGAGACUUAUAUUGACUCUGUGCUUGUCAGAAGGGUUUGACACAUUCCCAACCCUUCUUUGUGCUGAUGGAUGCUCUAUGGUUGAUCGCAGAAUGGGAAUAUAUGGUUAUCCUAUUGAAAUUCAAGCACUCUUUUUUAUGGCAUUGAGAUGUGCUUUGUCUAUGUUGAAAGAUGAUGGAGAAAAUAAAGAAUGUACUGAGAGAAUUGUGAAACGUUUGCAUGCUUUGAGCUAUCACAUGAGAAGUUACUUCUGGUUAGAUUUUCAACAGCUAAAUGACAUAUACAGAUAUAAAACUGAGGAGUACUCGCACACUGCAGUAAAUAAAUUCAAUGUUAUUCCUGAUUCAAUCCCAGAAUGGGUAUUUGAUUUCAUGCCAACACGUGGUGGUUAUUUUAUUGGUAAUGUUAGUCCUGCAAGGAUGGAUUUUCGAUGGUUUGCUUUAGGUAAUUGUGUUGCCAUUCUCUCGUCUCUUUCAACUCCCGAGCAAUCAAAUGCUAUAAUGGAUCUUAUUGAAGCUCGUUGGGAGGAGCUGGUUGGAGAAAUGCCUUUGAAAAUAUCUUAUCCUGCAAUAGAAGGUCAUGAAUGGCGGAUUGUAACUGGUUGUGAUCCCAAGAAUACCAGAUGGAGUUACCAUAACGGAGGAUCUUGGCCAGUGCUUCUAUGGUUGCUAACAGCUGCGUGCAUCAAAACGGGACGACCACAAAUUGCAAGACGAGCAAUUGAUCUUGCCGAGGCGCGUCUGCUGAAAGAUGGCUGGCCAGAAUAUUAUGAUGGGAAACUUGGGAGAUAUAUGGGUAAACAGGCAAGGAGAUACCAGACAUGGUCUAUUGCUGGGUACUUGGUGGCAAAGAUGAUGCUGGAGGAUCCUUCGCAUUUGGGAAUGAUUUCUCUUGAAGAGGACAAGCAAAUGAAGCCAGUGCUUAAAAGAUCAACUUCUUGGACUUGCUGAAGAGGGAAACCAAGCAAGCAAGAAAAGUAGCAGGAAAACAAAAAAAAAAAAAAAACAGGAAAGAGAAAAGAAAAAUCAAGAGGUGAGAACUCCCUUUACAGCAAGCAAAAUUCUUUGCCGUUUGUCAUUGUUAGGUCUGAUUGAAAGUUUGGUUUGUGUACAAUAGCCUCUGCUAAGGUUACUUUCUUGCUAUUUUCAAAUAAUGAGAGACCUUUUUGCUGUUUGUAUUCAAGAAAAUUUUUGAACUGCAUUUUGGAAAGACUGUCCUUGGUUUAUGUUAGCAUCCAACAGCAGAAAAUGUAACAAGAUUUUAUCUUUAUAAUUUGCCAAGGACUUUCCACGGGCAGAGACUGGAAAUUUUUACAUAAUAGACUUCUGAAUUGAUACA